Molecule: messenger RNA, 1357 nt
Organism: Sinocyclocheilus anshuiensis
Lineage: Eukaryota; Metazoa; Chordata; Actinopteri; Cypriniformes; Cyprinidae
Product: gastrula zinc finger protein XlCGF57.1-like
Exons: 3
Biological process (GO): regulation of gene expression
Cellular component (GO): nucleus
Source: RefSeq, a predicted model, not a curated record
CCGGAGAAUAAAACAGGAGGAACACGGAGAGCUGAUGGAAGAGAACGAGGAGAGUGAAGAAAUGAGUGAAGUGGAGGAGAAACAUCAUGACGAACCUGGAGAGGAACCUUUGAGACGCUCAAAGACUAAAAAUACAUUUUUAAAGGAAAGGAGAGCCAAGAAAUCUUUCACCUGCAAUCAGUGUGGAAAGAGUUUCACAGCCAAACAAAGUCUUAAACUUCACAUGAGAAUCCACACUGGAGAAAGACCAUUCACAUGUGAUCAGUGUGGAAAGAACUUUAUGCAAAAAAGUAAUCUUAAUGUUCACAUGAGAGUCCACACCGGAGAGAAGCCGUUCACAUGUGAUCAAUGUGGAAAAACAUUUAUUUGGGCAUCAAACCUGAAGGAACACCUGACAGUUCAUACGAAGGAAAAACCGCAUUCAUGUUCCGUUUGUGGAAAGAGUUUUUCACUGCUGCAAAAUUUACAUAAACAUGAGAAAAUUCAUACUGGUGUGAGAGAGUACAUGUGCUUUGAGUGUGGGAAGACUUUUUUCGUUGCAAACAGUUUAAAACGGCACCAGAUGAUUCACACUGGAGAAAAACCUUAUAAGUGUUCACACUGUGACAAGAGAUUCAAUCGGUCAGGAACUCUGAAACUACAUGAGAGGAUUCACAGUGGAAAGAGUUUCACAGCCAAACAAAGUCUUAAACUUCACAUGAGAAUCCACACUGGAGAAAGACCAUUCACAUGUGAUCAGUGUGGAAAGAACUUUAUGCAAAAAAGUAAUCUUAAUGUUCACAUGAGAGUCCACACCGGAGAGAAGCCGUUCACAUGUGAUCAAUGUGGAAAAACAUUUAUUUGGGCAUCAAACCUGAAGGAACACCUGACAGUUCAUACGAAGGAAAAACCGCAUUCAUGUUCCGUUUGUGGAAAGAGUUUUUCACUGCUGCAAAAUUUACAUAAACAUGAGAAAAUUCAUACUGGUGUGAGAGAGUACAUGUGCUUUGAGUGUGGGAAGACUUUUUUCGUUGCAAACAGUUUAAAACGGCACCAGAUGAUUCACACUGGAGAAAAACCUUUUAAGUGUUCACACUGUGACAAGAGAUUCAAUCGGUCAGGAACCCUGAAACUACAUGAGAGGAUUCACACUGGAGAGAAACCGUACACAUCUGAUCAGUGCGAAACGAGUUUCACUAUUAAAAGUCACAUGAAGAUCCAUGCAGUGGAGAAAGCAGAUCAGCACAGUCUGAAAUCACAAGUUGAAGAAAGUGAGGAGAAUGAAGAAUUAAGUGAAUUUGAGGUAACAAAUCAUGUUAAAACUGGAGAAAAACCUUUGAGUUGCUUUCAAACCAAACAGAAACAUUUAAAGAAAAGA